GUGAUAAACACACUGCAGUAUUUCCUGUUGUUGAUACUUUUUACUUUCACUUCCUCCAGUGGUGACGCAGUUUUGUUCUCCGUGUUGAAGGCAGAGACCUGUAAAAUAUUAUAAGCCUCUGGUUGAAGAGUGCAGCUCUCCCAGCAGGGGGCGCUCUGCUAUGGAUCAGUGUGAGGACACAGAGGAGGGAGUCCCUCCCUCUAAAACCUCUCUGUGUGAGGAACAUGAAGCUCUGAGGAUGCAGGAACAGAGACCAGACUCUCCUGGACCCAGCUGUGUGUCCAUGAAGAGUGACCGGUCUAUGGGUCACCCUGAGAACUUUAAAGCUGGACAUCCUGCUGAUGGAAGGAUGCAGGAACAGAGACCAGACUCUCCUGGACCCAGUUGUGUGUCCAUGAAGAGUGACUGGACUAUGGGUCGUGUUUUUGACUUUAAAGAUGGACGUCCUGCUGAUGGAAGGAUGCAAGAACAGAGACCAGACUCUCCUGGACCCAGCUGUGUGUCCAUGAAGAGUGACCAGUCUAAAGAUGUUAUUAGAAACUUUAAAGAUGGACGACCUGCUGAUGGAAGAAUACAGGAACAGAGACCAGACUCUCCUGGACCCAGCUGUGUGUCCAUGAAGAGUGACCGGUCUAUGGGUUGUUUUUUUGAGUUUAAAGAUGGACGUCCUGCUGAUGGAAGAGUUCAACAGGAGAGCUCCAACGUUCACAAAGAUCAAUCAGACCAGCAGAAUCCAACAGACCUGGACUCCAUCUUUAUGCUGCUGGAGGAGAACAUCAUCACCUUUGUGAAGAACGAGCUGAAGAGAGUGCAGAGGGUUCUGAGUCCAGAUUACCCAGAAUGCUUAGAGAGUCAGAGUGAGGAUGAAGAGCAGGGGAGAAGCUAUAAAGAGGCAUUUUUGAAGAUCACUCUCCACUUCCUGAGGAGAAUGAAGCAGGAGGAGCUGGCUGACUAUCUGCAGAGCAGAACAGUCGCUGCAGAGUGCUGGCGUAAACUCAAAUCUGACCUGAAGGAGAAGUUACAGUGUCUGUUUGAGGGGAUUGCUAAAGCAGGAAACCCAACCCUUCUGAACCAGAUCUACACAGAGCUCUACAUCACAGAGGGAGGGACUGGAGAGGUCAAUGAUGAACACGAGGUCAGACAGAUUGAAACAGCAUCCAGGAAACCAGACAGACCAGAAACAACCAUCAGACAAGAAGACAUCUUUAAAGCACCUGGAGGAGAUGAACCAAUCAGAACAGUGAUGACAAAGGGAGUGGCUGGCAUCGGAAAAACAGUCUUAACACAGAAGUUCACUCUGGACUGGGCUGAAGACAAAGCCAACCAGGACAUACACUUCACAUUUCCAUUCACUUUCAGAGAGCUGAAUGUGCUGAAAGAGAAAAAGUUCAGCUUGGUUAAACUUGUUCAUCACUUCUUUCCUGAAACCAAAGAAGCAGGAAUCUGCAGGUUUGAAGAGUUCCAGGUUGUGUUCAUCUUUGACGGUCUGGAUGAGUGUCGACUUCCUCUGGACUUUAAAAACAACCAGACCCUGACUGAUGUCACAGAGUCCACCUUAGUGGAUGUGCUGCUGACUAACCUCAUCAGGGGGGAACUGCUUCCCUCUGCUUGCCUCUGGAUAACCACACGACCUGCAGCAGCCAAUCAGAUCCCUCCUGAGUGUGUUGACAUGGUGACAGAGGUCAGAGGGUUCUCUGACCCACACAAGAAGAAGUACUUCAGGAAGAGAUUCAGAAAUGUAGAGCAAGCCAACAGAAUCAUCUCCCACAUCAAGACAUCCAGAAGCCUCCACAUCAUGUGCCACAUCCCAGUCUUCUGCUGGAUCACUGCUACAGUUCUGGAGGAUGUGCUGAAGACCAGAGAGGGAGGAGAGCUGCCCAAGACCCUGACUGAGAUGUACAUCCACUUCCUGGUGGUUCAGUCCAAACUGAAGAACAUCAAGUAUGAUGGAGGAGCUGAGACAGAUCCACACUGGAGUCCAGAGAGCAGGAAGAUGAUUGAGUCUCUGGGAAAACUGGCUUUUGAGCAGCUGCAGAAAGGAAACCUGAUAUUCUAUGACUCAGACCUGACAGAGUGUGGCAUCGAUAUCAGAGCAGCCUCAGUGUACUCAGGAGUGUUCACACAGAUCUUUAAAGAGGAGAGAGGACUGUACCAGGACAAGGUGUUCUGCUUCAUCCAUCUGAGUGUUCAGGAGUUUCUGGCUGCUCUUCAUGUCCAUCUGACCUUCAUCAACUCUGAAGUCAAUCUGAUGUCAGAAGAACAAACACCCUGGUGGUCUAAGGUAUUCAGAGAAAAACCUGACCCAACACUUUUAUAUCAGAGUGCUGUUGACCAGGCCUUACAGAGUCCUAAUGGACACCUGGACUUGUUCCUCCGCUUCCUCCUUGGUCUUUCUCUAGAGACCAAUCAGAAUCUCAUACAAGGUCUGCUGACACAUACAGGAAGUGGCUCACAGACUAAUCAGAAAACAGUCGAGUACAUAAAGGAGAAGAUCAGUAAGGAUCUGUCAGCAGAGAAAAGUAUCAAUCUGUUCCACUGUCUGAAUGAACUGAAUGAUCAUUCUCUAGUGGAGGAGAUCCAACAGUCCCUGAGAUCAGGACAUCUCUCCACAGAUAAACUGUCUACUGCUCAAUGGUCAGCUCUGGUCUUCAUCUUACUGUCAUCAGAAAAAGAUCUAGACGUGUUUGAACUGAAGAAAUACUCUGCUUCAGAGGAGGCUCUUCUGAGGCUGCUGCCUGUGAUCAAAGCUUCAAACAAAGCUCUGCUGAGUUUCUGUAACCUCUCAGAGAGAAGCUGUGAAGCUCUGUCCUCAGUCCUCAGCUCCCAGUCCUCUAGUCUGAGAGAGCUGGACCUGAGCAACAACAACCUGCAGGAUUCAGGAGUGAAGCUGCUGUCUACUGGACUAAAGAGUCCACUCUGUAGACUGGACACUCUCAGUCUGUCAGGUUGUCUGAUCACAGAAGAAGGUUGUGCGUCUCUGGCCUCAGCUCUAAGCUCCUCCCCUCUGAGAGAUUUGGACCUGAGCUACAAUUAUCCAGGAGAACGAGGAGAGAAGCUGCUGUCUGCUGGACUGGAGGAUCCACACUGCAGACUGGAGACACUGAGGUUGGACCAUAGUGGACUGCACAGACUGGAUCCUGGUCUGACUAAGUAUGCCUGUGAGCUGGAACUGGACACAAACACAGUGAACAGAAAACUGAAACUGUCUGACAGCAACAGGAAGGUGACACGUGUGGAGGAGCUUCAGUCAUAUCCUGAUCAUCCAGACAGAUUUGAUUACUAUCCUCAGCUGCUGUGUAGGACUGGUCUGACUGGUCGCUGUUACUUGGAGGUCGAGUGGAGAGUAAAGGUUUAUGUAUCAGUGAGUUACAGAGGAAUCAGAAGGAGAGGAGACAGUGAUGAAUGUGUGUUUGGAUAUAAUGAUCAGUCCUGGAGUCUGUUCUGCUAUGAUGGAGGUUACUAUGUCAGGCACAAUAAAAGAAGAACAUACAUCUCCUCCUCCUCCCCCUCCUCCCCCUCCUCCUCCUCCUCCUCCUCCUCCUCCUCCCCUGUCUCUAACAGAGUAGCAGUGUAUGUGGACUGUCCUGCUGGCUCUCUGUCCUUCUACAGAGUCUCCUCUGACACACUGAUCCACCUCCACACCUUCAACACCACAUUCACUGAACCUCUCUAUCCUGGGUUUGGGUUCUCUCCUGGUUCUUCAGUGUCUCUGUGUGGUGUGUCGGUCUGAGAAACACUGCUGACUGAAGAUCAGCUGACUCUGUUCACUCUGUCCAGCUGAUCUGUUUCAUGGUUGGUGGGCGUAAUAAUGGGGGGGUGGGCGUGGUAAUGGGGGUUAAAUGUUUUACAUUACAGAAAAACUGGACCCCCUUCUGUAAUGUCUGUAUUGUGCUGAUCUCAGCAAUAAAAAAUAAGUGACAAUUAAACAAUUAAA
Molecule: messenger RNA, 3934 nt
Organism: Labrus mixtus (cuckoo wrasse)
Lineage: Eukaryota; Metazoa; Chordata; Actinopteri; Labriformes; Labridae
Product: NACHT, LRR and PYD domains-containing protein 4-like
Exons: 13
Coding region: 161-3730 (1189 amino acids)
Molecular function (GO): protein binding
Source: RefSeq, a predicted model, not a curated record